Molecule: messenger RNA, 560 nt
Organism: Cucurbita maxima (winter squash)
Lineage: Eukaryota; Viridiplantae; Streptophyta; Magnoliopsida; Cucurbitales; Cucurbitaceae
Product: kirola-like
Exons: 2
Coding region: 30-482 (150 amino acids)
Biological process (GO): defense response
Source: RefSeq, a predicted model, not a curated record
AUUUGAAGCUACUUCAAAAGCUUGAAAAAAUGGCUCAAAUUGCUAAGGUCUCACACGAGGUGCAGCUUAGAUCUUCUGGUCACAAGUUCUAUGAAUUCCUUAAGAACAAAAUGGACUUUGUGUUUCAAAUGUUCCCUGAAAUUUAUAAGAGCUGGAAGGUUGUGGAAGGAAAUGGUUACGCUCAUGGCAGCGUCAUCUACUUAAAAUAUAUUGUUGAUGGUCCAUCUGAGGUGAUUGAGAGGCUAAGUAUGGAUGAUGCUAACAAAUCAUUAACAUUCGAGUGGGUGGAAGGAGAUUUAUUAAGAGAUUUUGAAGUAUUUCAAAUGAAAAUUGAAGUUGUUGAGAAUGGUAGCAAUGGGAGCUCAGCUAAUUGGUCCAUAGAGUAUGUGAAGGCAAAUGAAGAUGUGGCUCCACCACAUAACUAUCUCCUAUGUGUGGCUAAAGUCAGCAAAGGCGUUGAUGAUUACCUUUGCAAAAACUGAACUAAAACCAACCCAUCUUGGCUUGGCUAUUGAAAUAUGAUCUUAAUGUUCUUAUAUUAUGUACUUCUAAUGCUUAAU